Pyrus x bretschneideri (Chinese white pear) is the source of this 2827-nucleotide messenger RNA. RefSeq names its product G-type lectin S-receptor-like serine/threonine-protein kinase At4g27290. Gene Ontology annotation, molecular function: ATP binding; protein serine/threonine kinase activity. Gene Ontology annotation, biological process: recognition of pollen; protein phosphorylation. The record is from RefSeq and is a predicted model, not a curated record. NCBI's taxonomy places the organism in Eukaryota, Viridiplantae, Streptophyta, Magnoliopsida, Rosales, Rosaceae. The transcript has 7 exons. The coding region runs from base 132 to 2618 and encodes 828 amino acids.
ACUGAGACCAACUUUUCAAACCAAGGUGUCCAAGGUGACUCCAAAGUCUUAACAAAAAGAAAAAAAAAUGGUAAAGGAAAAAGACACUGGAAAGAGAGUUAAUUUUUUCUUCUUCCAACUCCUCUGCAGAAAUGUACAGUUUCAGAAAUAUGCCAAUGCAGUCCUUGAGGAGCAUAUUUGUGUGUCUGUUCUUAUUAUCCUUCCUAAGGAUCUCAUCUGCAGCUACACUAGGCACAAUCACUCCGAGACGAUCUAUUAGAGAUGGCGAAACUCUGGUUUCAGCAGGUGGAGGCUUUGAACUGGGAUUUUUCAGCCCUGGUAACGCGAAAGGCCGGUACUUGGGGAUAUGGUACACAGUUUCUGCUGAUACAGUUGUGUGGGUAGCCAACAGAGAAACACCACUUGGUGAUUCGUCCGGAUUUUUGAAGCUGACCGAGCAAGGAGUACUAGUCCUCCUUAAUAGCUCAGACAACGUUGUAUGGUCAUCCAAUUCAUCAAGAACCGUGGGGAAUCCAGUAUCACAACUCUUGGAUACUGGAAAUCUUAUUGUGAAAGACGGAAAUGAAACGAACUCGGAUUACUUCUCGUGGCAGAGUUUUGAUUACCCUUGUGACACAUUCCUACCGGAAAUGAAGCUUGGUUGGGACUUAGCUAGCGGUUUAGAGAGGUAUGUCUCGUCUUGGAAGAGCACAGAAAAUCCUGCUCCAGGAGAUUUUUCACUACGGAUAAGUCGUUGGGGCUUACCACAACUUGUUACUAUGAAAGGAGCUAAGAUACAGGCUCGAGGAGGGUCAUGGAAUGGUGUUCAUUUUACAGGAUAUGGAUCUAGUGGAAUAAGAAACCCCAAUCCAUUACCUGGGGCUGAAUUUCGGUUGAACAAGAAUGAGGUCUACUAUGAGUACAGGCUCCUGAACAGGUCGGAGUUCUCGAGAUAUGUAUUGAACCCGUUAGGCAUCACACAACGGUUCACAUGGGUGCACCAAACACAGAGUUGGGAACUUUCCUUUACAUUCCAAGCAGAUCAGUGUGAAAAUUAUGCCUUGUGUGGUGCAUAUGCUACUUGCAAUAUCAACAACGCUCCAAUAUGUGCAUGCUUGAAGGGAUUUGCACCAAAAUCUCCAAAAGAUUGGAACUCAGGAUACUGGUCCGGUGGGUGCGUUCGAAGGACUCCGUUGGCCUGCAGCCCUGGAGAUGGCUUCCUAAAGUAUAAUGGGAUUAAAUUGCCCGACACAUCUACCUCAUGGUUUAAUAAAAGCAUGAGCCUCAAGGAAUGCAAGUCGUUAUGUUUGGAAAACUGCUCAUGUACGGCGUAUGCAAAUCUUGAUAUCAGGGAGGGAGGAAGUGGCUGCUUGAUUUGGUUUGACAACCUUAUUGACAUAAGAGAAUUCGCUAUAAGUGACGUUCAGGACCUCUAUAUACGGAUGGCAGCUUCAGAACUAGAGAGCAAGUUCAACAAGAAAAAACUACCAAUUCUCAUCAGCUCCGCAGUUUUACUCCUGGGAACGAUUAUAGCUGGAUUGAUAUUGUACAUACGGAAGAAGAAACUCAGAAAUGAAGGAGUCAGAAGAAAGGAUUUCAGAAAAGAGUACCUUGGAGAAGACAGGGAAGGCAUGGAGUUACCGCUAUUUGACUUGACCACCAUAGCCAAAGCGACUGAUAACUUUUCAAGCAGCAACAAGUUGGGAGAAGGUGGUUUUGGACCCGUGUACAAGGGCACAUUGAUGGGAGGGAAAGAAGUUGCAGUUAAGAGACUUUCAAAGGAUUCUGGGCAAGGAAUGAGGGAGUUCAAAAAUGAAGUAAUACUGAUAACCAGACUUCAGCAUCGGAAUCUCGUAAAGCUUCUGGGCUGUUGCACUCAAGAAGAUGAAAAGAUUCUAAUAUAUGAAUUCAUGCCUAAUAGAAGCUUAGACUUCUUUAUUUUUGUUUCUUCAGAUGAAGAGGGACGAAAGUUGCUCAACUGGCCUAGGUGCUUUCACAUUAUUAGUGGAAUUGCUAGGGGACUUGUUUAUCUUCAUCAUGACUCUAGAUUAAGGAUUAUCCACCGAGAUCUGAAAACUAGCAAUAUUCUGCUUGAUAAUAAUAUGAACCCGAAGAUUGCAGACUUCGGCUUGGCUAAAAUAUUUGACACAGAUCAAAGUCAGGCCAACACAAAGAGAGUGGUAGGAACCUAUGGUUAUAUGUCUCCCGAAUAUGCUGUAGAUGGAAUUUGCUCGAUGAAAUCUGAUGUCUUUAGUUUUGGAGUUAUACUGCUAGAGAUGUUGAGUGGGAAGAAGAACAGGGGAUUUUGUCAUCCGGAUCACCACCUUAACCUUCUUGGACAUGCAUGGAUGCUAUGGAUGCAAGAUAAACAACUGGAACUGAUAGAUAAGACUCUUUCUGAUUCGGGCAAUAUAUAUGAAGUGGUAAGGUGUCUUCACGUGGGGCUGUUAUGUGUGCAAAGAGUACCUGAGGAUAGACCAAGCAUGUCAUCUGUGGUUCUGAUGUUGAGCAAUGAUGUUGCGUUGCCUUCUCCAAAGCAACCUGGUUUUUACACUGAACGAAGUGUCACUGAAUCACCAUCAAGCAUGUGUCCGUGUUCAGAGAACAAUGUCAGCACUACAUGGAUAGAACCUCGGUAGAUCAUAUCAUUCUUGCGCUUGUUGAUGCCUCUGGUCUGGCUGUCAUCGUAAAAUGUGUUUGGUAGUCUGACUUGAACUUGUGUGAGAAAUUUUAAGGUGAAUUACAUACUUCAUUUUGUUGAUCGCCGGAAUUAACACCAAAUUUCUAAAUUUUCAACAAAAAAAAAGGCUCGGAAGAGAUAGGAAGUCGGUGCGGAGCUUUGAAACUA